CAUCAUGGACUCGGACCCACCAUUUCACAAGGCCUACAAGACCCUUUUAGACAAAACCGCGGACAAAGCCACCGCCACCAUAAUCAACAGCAACACCAACAACAAGGACCAUGAGGAGAUGCUGCAGCUUGUCAUCGUCAAGGAAUGCGACCUGCCGCUUAUCGAUCUGCGGCGGUUGGACCUCGGAGAAAGGGAAAGGGAAGAGUGCAAGUUAGAGAUAGCUAGGGCUUCUCAAGAGUGGGGUUUCUUUCAGGUUGUGAACCAUGGGGUUUCUGGUGGGCUGCUUCAGAAGAUGAAGAUUGAGCAAGAGAAGGUGUUCAAGCAGUCGUUUGAUAAGAAGAGUCAGGAGGACAAGCACUUGAAUUUCUCUGCGGGUAGUUACCGUUGGGGAACGCCUUCAGCCACAUGCCUAAGACAAUUGGCUUGGUCUGAAGCGUUUCACAUUCCACUCAAAGAUAUUUCCACCUCAUCAGCAGCUGGUCUCGAUUAUAAUCUCAGCUCGACAAUGGAACAGUUUGCUACAACAGUUUCAAGUCUGGCACUGAACUUGGCUGAAAUUUUAGCUGAGAAAUUGGGUCACAAGUCGACAUUUUUCCAAGCAAAUUGUUUGCCCAGCACGUGCUAUCUCCGAUUGAACCGAUAUCCACCAUGCCCCAUCCCUUCUGAGGUGUUUGGGUUGAUGCCACACACUGAUAGCGACUUCCUUACAAUUUUGCAUCAAGACCAGGUUGGAGGACUGCAGUUGGUCAAGGAUGGGAUAUGGAUCGCGGUUAAACCUAAUCCUGCGGCCCUAAUCAUCAACAUCGGAGAUUUAUUUCAGGCAUGGAGCAACAAUGUGUACAAGAGUGUUCAACAUCGAGUGGUCACGAAUUUGGCAGUGGAACGAUUCUCGACUGCAUAUUUCCUAUGCCCUUCGUAUGAGACUGUGAUACAAAGCUGCCGUGAGCCAUCGGUGUAUAGAAAAUUCAGCUUCGGGGAGUAUAGGCGGCAAGUCCAAGAGGAUGUUAAACUGCUGGGUUCCAAAAUAGGUCUUCCUAGAUUUGUUGUAUAA
Messenger RNA from Prunus dulcis (almond), 1051 nucleotides. RefSeq names its product gibberellin 2-beta-dioxygenase 8. Lineage: Eukaryota; Viridiplantae; Streptophyta; Magnoliopsida; Rosales; Rosaceae. The transcript has 3 exons. Bases 5 to 1051 code for a protein of 348 amino acids. The record is from RefSeq and is a predicted model, not a curated record.